Messenger RNA from Salvelinus fontinalis (brook trout), 2724 nucleotides. Its product is annotated as endothelial zinc finger protein induced by tumor necrosis factor alpha-like. The coding region runs from base 276 to 2282 and encodes 668 amino acids. The record is from RefSeq and is a predicted model, not a curated record. The transcript is spliced from 4 exons. NCBI's taxonomy places the organism in Eukaryota, Metazoa, Chordata, Actinopteri, Salmoniformes, Salmonidae.
CAAAAUACGACCUCAUACCAGAAGUAGGAAGCCAAACUGAGUUGGACAGUUUACCGAACUUCACUUAUAACACCUCAUCGUUCAAAACACUUUUGCAGAAAAAUGUAUGAAAGGAAGACCGCAGCUUUUGAUUAAAUAGCCUCAGGCGUUGGUAUUUCCCAGCUUUCAUCCAACGAGACUCGAGGUUACGACCAACAACAUUGUCAGUCAUCAUUAUACAGUUUAAACUAAACUAGCUUUCUAGUUAGUUAGCUCAGGGAUUAAUUCCCAAUGCUAUGGACGAGGAUUCUGAAGACCGGUCCAGCCCGUCUCCAUCCUGCUCCACUGAACCCCAACCCACUGUGUCCCCGGGUCCUGACAGGAACCAUGGUGACCAGGAGGAGAGUAACCAUGGUGAUCAGAAAGACACACCGCAGGGUCAGGAGAGGGUUACUGUGAGUCUGGACAUCAACAGUGAAACACCAACAUUUAAUAUCGUAGUCAAAGAAGAAGAAGACUGGGAACUAGAUAAUACAGGAGAGAGUCCCAGCCAUCACUCUGCAGCCAGGGAGAGACCCUCUACAUCAGGAGAACCUGAGCAACACCAGAUGAAAUGCAGAACGAGGCAGAAAAAGACCCACUCAUGCCCAGAUUGUGGGAAACACUGCCAGACAUUAUCGGCACUACAAAUACACAUGAGAACCCACACAGGAGAGAAGCCUUACGCUUGCUUUGUGUGUGAGAAAACGUUCAUUAUUAGACAAGCUUUGAAAACACACCAGCGAACACACACAGGAGAGAAGCCUUAUACCUGCUCUGAGUGUGGGAAGGGCUUCGCUCAUCAAUGUAGUUUGAGAUACCACCAAAAGAGGAAUUCUGAACAGGUUAAAACAGACCCGAAUGAGAAGAUGACCUGCUGCUGUGGACAAGAGUUCUCCUCAAAGUGCGUUCUGGAGGUUCACUUGAAGACGGACACUGGAGCCAAGCCUUACACCUGCUGUGUGUGUGGCAAGAGGUUCAAUAAAGAAUCAUUAAAAGAACACCAGAGAUCCCAUACAGGAGAGAUGCCUUACUCUUGCUCUUUCUGUGGCAAGGGUUACUAUCACAAACCGGCUUGGAAAGCCCACGAGCGAACACACACCGAGGAGAAGCCCCUGUGCUCUGUGUGUGGACGGACCUGCUCUAGUAAGUAUACGUUAAAAGUCCACGAGCGAACACACACAGGAGAGAUGCCUUACCUCUGCUCUGAGUGUGGCAAGGGCUUCAUCAGUAAAGGACUCCUGAUGACCCACGAGCGAUUCAACUGUUCUGGGGGAGAGGAACGACGGCGACCAAAGAGAUUUCACAAGUGUCCGGACUGUGGGAAGGAGUUCACACAAGCAAACAAACUGGAGAGACACAUGAGAACACACACAGGGGAGAGGCCUUACCAGUGCUCUGUGUGUGGGAUGAGGUUCAACCAGAAAGGGAAUCUCAAAACGCAUUUUAAAGUGCACACAGGCAGGGAUCCCAGUUUGCUGCCUGACAUGGACAUGAGGACGACUUCUUCAGAAGCAGCGAAACAACCUCCGGACAACAGACAUGAUGUUGGGAAACCACAACACUGCCUGAAUCAGAUUGGCAAGGAGGGAACCCACAACCUACCGGCAGCACAAACCCACAAACUACCGGCACCACAAACCCACAAUCUACCGGCACCACAAACCCACAAUCAUCCGGCACCACAAACCCACAAUCAUCCGGCACCACAAACCCACAAUCAUCCGGCACCACAAACCCACAAUCAUCCGGCACCACAAACCCACAAUCAUCCGGCACCACAAACCCACAAUCUACCGGCACCACAAACCCACAAUCAUCCGGCACCACAAACCCACAACCUACCGGCACCACAAACCCACAACCAUCCGGCACCACAGAGGGAGGUAAGCCACCACCUCCCGUCAGCACAGAAACCCACCAUGUCCCCCAGGGGAGAAAAACACUAUCUCUGCCCUGAAUGUGGCAAGACUUACACCCGGGAAUACGACCUCCGAGUCCACCUCAGAACGCACACAGGAGAGAGACCGUACCAGUGCUAUGACUGUGGGAAGGCCUACGUCCGGAAAAACAAUCUCCAACAACACCAGCGGUCACAUGCUCCUAAGCCCAUGGGACCGACCCGCCAUUUAGGCAGACCACCCAGGGUGGGCUCUAGUGGUGGAAGGUCUAACCAAUCACCCAGGGUGGGCUCUAGUGGUGGAAGGUCUAACCAAUCACCCAGGGUAGGAAGAGCUAAGCAAAAAAUACAUACAUCAAUGUAAAUAUGAGAGACUCAUGCCCUUACCGCAGAUGGAGAGAGGACACUGGCAGUACUGGCACCUUUAAACAUGGGGCUGGGUCCAUAACUUCAUCCCAAAUGGCACCCUAUUCCCUAUAUAAUGCACUACUUUUGACCAGGGCCCAUAUGGGAACCUUAAAUGUAGUGCACUAUAUAGGGAAUAGGGUGCUAUUUUGGACACCCACAAUGCCUCUUAUGACUACAGAAUCGUUCUUCUUUCUGGUGUGUGCGUCUGUAUGCACUCACGUAUUUGUGUGUGUGUGUUGUUGUGAUCAGUACAAUAGAGUCCACUGUGUUGUGUAAGAUAAUCAUACUAUGUAAUCCUUUGCAUUUUAUUUCAUAUAUCUUAUUUUACUUAUUGAAGCUAUCAUGAUACUAAGAAAUGACUUGCAUUUCAUAUAACGCCAUGGUCUAAUAAAUGAACA